Messenger RNA from Jaculus jaculus (lesser Egyptian jerboa), 3299 nucleotides. RefSeq names its product RAB17, member RAS oncogene family (gene Rab17). Gene Ontology annotation, cellular component: endosome. The coding region runs from base 228 to 872 and encodes 214 amino acids. Gene Ontology annotation, molecular function: GTP binding; GTPase activity. The record is from RefSeq and is a predicted model, not a curated record. Lineage: Eukaryota; Metazoa; Chordata; Mammalia; Rodentia; Dipodidae. The transcript is spliced from 6 exons.
AGGCCUGACCUGGAGACAGGUACCUGGCUGGUGCGGCCUUGACAGGAGGCUGUGGCUCCUACUUCCUUUGCUUUGCUACCGGGUUGCCCAUUGGAGCAGAGCCUCCUCCCGUCCUGCCUUGGCCUCUGCCCAGCCUACCCACUGCACAGCCAGGAGGAAGGAGGAAGGGGAGCGGGGCCGGUCCUGUAGAAUGAGUAUCUGCCGAGCUCCCUCAAGGUGAACAGGGCAUGGCACAGGUAGGCGGGCCGCCACAGGCCGGAGCUGCCCCUGACCAGCCCCGCGUGUCCAAGCUGGUUCUCCUCGGAAGUGGCUCUGUGGGCAAGUCCAGUCUAGCCCUCCGGUUCGUGAAGCAGGACUUCAAGAGUAUCCUGCCCACUGUGGGAUGUGCAUUCUUCACGAAGGUGGUGGAUUUGGGCGCCUCAUCCUUGAAGCUUGAGAUCUGGGACACAGCUGGCCAGGAGAAGUACCACAGUGUCUGCCACCUCUACUACAGGGGUGCCAAUGCCGCUCUCCUGGUAUAUGACAUCACUCAGAAGGAUUCCUUCCACAAGGCCCAGCAGUGGCUGGGGGACCUGGAGAAGGAGUUCCCCCCGGGGGAGAUUGUAGUGAUGUUGGUCGGCAACAAGACAGACCUUGAGGAGGAGCGGGAGGUUCCCUUCCAGGAGGGGAAGGAGUUUGCUGACAGCAAAAAUUUGCUCUUCAUGGAAACCUCAGCCAAAUUGAACCACCGGGUGUCCGAGGUCUUCCGAACUGUUGCCCAGGAGCUGCUGCAGAGAGCAGAAGACAAGAGGAGCCACAGCCCACAGGGGGCCCCAGCGGUGACUCUGGACCAAGGACCUGCCGCCAGGCAGGGCAAGUGCUGCACCCGCUAGAACCAGCCACUCCAGGAGCACCGUCGUGCCCUGGCCAGGCCUCAGAUGGUCCCUAGCAUAGACCAUGCCUUCAGAUGAGUCAGUGUCGGCUUUUUGUCCAUUUGGCUUCUCCGUUGAAGUUGGGUUGUGCUGGAGCCCUGAGGAUUCUAAAAGUUGUCACCCUUUUUGAUAGCCACUUCCCAGAGCCAAUGGGAGCAAUGAGGGGGAUCCGGUGUCAAAUGGCUCCUGAAAGACUGUCAACCCACCUUGCUAUCUGCUAUCCGGUCCCUGGGUGCCCGGAUCAGGCGUGCCUGCCCUGCCCAGCUUCCCUGUCAGCUGCCUUGCCGCCAGCACCCAGCAGUUAAAUGAGGCGGAGCCGUUCCUUCAUCAGUGUGCUGCAUGGACAGACCCCUCCCGCAUGGCUUGGGUGACUGCUCCCGGGACUGGGCCAGCUGGUUCUGGGAGGCGGCAGAUGAGCAAGCAGGGGCUGGUGGAAUGGCAGUGCCCUGAAGAAAUGGAUCGCUGGGCCCGAGGCAGCUGGGUUAUGGUAAAAUUGCCACAGGGAGGUGCAGUUUGACAGGGCAGCUUGGAUGAGGGUACCCGUGGCUGCGGGUCGGCGCAGGCAGGCUUCCGCCAGUGACGUGAGGACUGAAGCGUCCAUUCUGAGAUGUACACUAUUGGCUGCCUUCUAUGGGUCGUUUUCUCGAAAAAUUAAACUCUUGACAAUGUGGUGGAGGCCGUACAAUCUGACACCACCCUAUGUGGUCUUUCUGCACACACUCCAGGCAGGCUCAUGCCCAGUGAACACAGAGGGUCAUGGGCAGGUGUGACUAAGUUGGGAAUGGACAUGCCCUGGUAGUCUGUUUCUCCUGCGGGUGACCAUAUUGUCCCCAUUAUGACUGCUUGUCUUUACAGAGGAGCCCUGGUCCCCAUCCUAAGCAGGUAAACCUCAGGUGACAUGUUCCUGUUGGGUCUCUCUUGAUAGCUGAUGUGGCAAAGUGGAACCAUUGAAACGCGGCCAUUUUGGGGGAUGUUGGUUUCAUCCUUUCCUGUGGCGUUGCGAUAGACAGGCAUAAAUGUAACUAAUAAGAUGUUGAGAUGUUGUUGGGCAGGAUGGCACAGUGAUCCCUGUACUCAGGAGGCCGAGGCAGGAGGAUGGCAGGCUCUUCUUGGGCUACAUAGUGAGACCAUCUCAAGAACACCCAACAUGGGCUGAGCAGGUAGGAGAACCUGGGCAUAAGCAUGAGUUUGGAAUCUAGUACCACAGAAAAAAUAGGUCUGGCCAUGAAUGCCUGUAACCCCAGUCCUCAAAGGGCAGAAGUGGGAGAAUCACCGGGGCCCAUGGGUCAGCCAGUCUGACGGAAAGAUCGGUAGUGCCAGGCCCAGUGACAGACGUUCUCAAGGAAACAGCUCAGAAGGACAUAGAGGACACUCGGCACUCUACUCUGGCCUCCAUGUGUACGUGCAGGGACACGCCUAUCUGUAAUCACACAUGCACAUACUGUGCAUGCGCACCAUACCACAGUGCUACACACAUGCACACGCCAAACACUCCAGCAACAAUAACAACAAAUAUAAGGCAAAACAUUGUUGGACUGGAGAGAUUGCUCAGUGGUUAAAGGUGCUUGUUUUCAAUGCCUGACAGCCUGGGUUUGGCCUGGGUUCAAAUUCCUAGUACUCACAUAAAACCAGAUGCACAAAGUUGUACAUGCAUCUGGAGUUUGUUUACAGUGGCAGGAGGCCCUGUAGACCUGUUGUCUCUCUUAAACAAGCAUUUAUAAAACAUUGUUACCCCUUUGAGUGUGAUAACCUCGCUGUACCCACGACACAGCUGACAGGAAGGACAUAUGCCAAGCACCCCUCCCUGCGCAUGCCUGGCUCUGGACGGCAGCUUUAGUCUUUGCCUGCUGGUUACUCUCUGCUUUGCAUGGAGACCAUCCUUGGCCUUGGCUAUCAGGUGGAGCUCAGCCCAGGCAACUGGGGUGGGGACAUCGAAGCCCACAAUCUCCAGGACUCACCUUGGUGAUGUUACUCAGGAUGGCUGUGUCCUGGCUGAAGGUCCCUGUUCCCCCAGGAUCCUGUCCUUCCUAGCUUCUGGCUACUGCCCCUCCUCUCCCUCCAACAGUCCAGCUAGCCUGGGCUUCCAAACACACUUGGCAUCAAGUUCCUCUGCAGGGGCCUCCUGACUUGUUACUUACUGGACCCUUGACAGAUGCAGCUUCUGUCCUGGGGGCUGGAAACAUCACUGACUUUCCUGGUCCUUAUGGGAUCCUGAAAUGACCUGCAGGAAACUUAUUCCUCACUGGGCACAUGUGGACUUGCCACAAGGCUUGAUGUCAUCACAAUGAAGGUCAAGAAAACAGCUUUCAAGACUCACCAUCCUUUUCCCUCAGUUUCAUAGUGAAGCCUGCCGACUCUGCUUGCAACUGUAUUUCUGACUGAUGGACA